AUGCAGUCGCUCCUUUCUAAUGUGCCGCGGACGCUUCUGGGUCUCAAGACACCCACAGUCUACCAGCCUGCACGCUAUAUCUCCUUGACCGGUGCGAUUGAGAAGGGUCUUCGAGAAGCCCAGCACGGCGCAAGCAAACAUGAAGCACGCUACGCAAUCCCUCAACAUGGAGACCAGGCCCGGUCAGCCAUAAGAGAGCCUCGAGGCACUCGCGGAGAGGACGACCGCCGGGAAUGGCAGAGGAAGAUACCGACGAGAGACAUGCAGCCGCGAGAGGAGGAAGAGAGACCAGCCCAAUAUAGGGUAGGAGUGCCUACUUCACUCCCAUACACAACAGCAGGGUCGGAGUUCAUUUACGGAACCUUUUCUGUCCUGUCUGCGCUCAAGGCCGGAAGACGGAAACUCUACAAACUCUACCGCCUGCGUCCACCAGCUUAUGGCAAAGGAUUGGACAAGCCAACAAGAGCGAGGACAAGGGCUGAUCAAUCGGAGGAGUUGUGGGACGAUACAGAAGCACAAGAGGAUGUCUACAACCUUGCAAAAAGAACCCGGGUGGAGGUGAAGGAUGUUUGGGGACCAGAUUGGCACAGGAUCCUGUCUAAAGCCGCAACGGGACGCCCACACAACGGCUUGGUGCUGGAGGCUUCUCCGCUGCCCAAAUUGCCAGUUACAAGCCUGUCUCCCGUCGACAGGUCAUCAGACGAGAUCACUGCUGCUGUGGGCUGGGCUUCGCAGGAGGAUCAAGAGGUCAACCGUACAUUCGAUAUCCGUGGAAAAAUCGCGACCAUCCCUUCCGUGCGGCCAUCUCAUCGGUAUCCUUUCAUGCUUCUCCUCGACUGCAUCACCGAUACUGGAAACUUCGGAGCGAUUGUCCGCUCUGCCUGGUUUCUUGGAGUCGACGCUAUCCUCAUCCUUGAGCACGGCACAGCCCCGAUAGCGUCCAACAGUCUGAAGGCAUCCGCCGGAGCUCUCGAGUACAUGCCGAUUCUGCAUGUCAAGAAUGAACGUGCUUUCGUCAAGAGUUCGCGUGAGAAUGGCUGGAAGUUCUUUGCCGCGGAUGCCCCCAGCGACGAACUUCCAUUGCGCAGACGCUACACCAAACGCAACAAUACUCGAAUGCUGGGGUUUGAAGGAGCAUUAUUGAGCCACCCUUGCGUAUUGGUGCUUGGUAACGAAGGGACGGGGAUUCGUGACUUCAUGAAGUCUCUUGUGGAUGGUAUGGUCGGGAUUCCCAACGCAAGGCCCCAUGCCGGAGACAUCGACAGUCUCAAUGUCAGCGUGGCAGCGGCUUUGAUGACCCAGAGGUUUUUCGAUUCGGCUCCAGCCCCCCGUGGUUCAGAGUAA
This is a messenger RNA of Capronia coronata CBS 617.96, 1344 nucleotides long. RefSeq lists its product as uncharacterized. Gene Ontology annotation, molecular function: RNA binding; RNA methyltransferase activity. Gene Ontology annotation, biological process: rRNA methylation. Bases 1 to 1344 code for a protein of 447 amino acids. Lineage: Eukaryota; Fungi; Ascomycota; Eurotiomycetes; Chaetothyriales; Herpotrichiellaceae. The transcript has a single exon. The record is from RefSeq and is a predicted model, not a curated record. Gene Ontology annotation, cellular component: mitochondrion.